AGGCGAAAGAACAGGAAGAUAUGUAAGAAGUGUGGAGUCGAAAUCACCGGCCAGUUCGUCAGAGCAUUGAGUGCUGCCUAUCAUGUGGAGUGUUUCAAGUGUCAUGACUGUGGAAAGCCUUGCGCUGCCAAGUUCUUUCCUUUCGAAUACACCGACCCCACUAACCCAGAAACCAAGUACCAAGUACCCCUUUGUGAGUACGAUUACUUCAAGAAGUUGGAAUUGAUUUGCCAUAACUGUAACAAUGCAUUAAGAGGACCGUACAUCACUGCCUUGGGCAACAAGUAUCAUUUGGAACACUUCAAGUGUAACGUGUGUCAACGAGUUUUUGAGUCCGACGAAAGUUACUACGAACAUGAGGAUAGUAUUUACUGCCACUUCCAUUACUCCAAGCUUUAUGCCUCACAUUGUGAAGGAUGCCAUUCUUCCAUUGUGAAACAGUUCGUUGAAUUGUACAGAGGUGGUAGAAACCAGCAGUGGCAUCCAGAGUGUUACAUGGUCCACAAAUUCUGGAAUGUGUGCAUUAUGGCUGAUUCUGUUGGAUUACAAUCGUCUUUUACGAUAGACGAAGACUACUUAUCCGAUUUGAAGUCGCUCAAGAAAAUAAUAGAUGAUGACAGCGAGAAGUCCAAUGCGCUUGGUCUUGAUCCAAAGGUGUUAUUAUCAAUUGAGCAACAAAUUGAAAAUGUUGUCAUGCAAUGCUGGUUAACAUUAUCGGGGUUUGAAGAAACAACCGCUGCAUGUAUCAGCGACAUGUUAUUGAAUGCAUGUACAGGAAACCAAGCAAAUGGAUUAUUGUCUACUGUCAAAUUAGUUUUGAAUAUUGAAAUCUUAUUUGUCGCCUUCGAUCAUGUCUCACAGGUGUGCCAAUCUUGCAUCCCAAUUUUGCGAGCAAGACUGAAAAGCAAAGACGCUUCUACAACCCAGGAUGGUGAUCUGGAAUCAUCUUUGAGUCUCGAGCAAGAAUAUUUCCAAACUAUCAAGAAAGAACCAAGAAAUUUAUCAGGAAAGGUCAUGAGCUAUUUGGCCAUUCUCAGAAAAUCAAACCAAAUUUCUCAAUCCGGAAGCUUAUCAGCAGAAUUAUUAUCUGUGAUUACUGGGUGUGCUCAUUACCUCAAGUUAUUGAUUAGAAUCGGACUUAAUAAUGCAUUGAGAGCCAAUAAGCUCUUGGGAACCACUUCUGCAACUGAUUUAUUCUUAAAUUCAGUUGUCAAGUUCGAGAAGUUUAAUAAACGUCUCGGAGAUGAGACUGAAAGUGACAUUACAUUGAUCAAAAAGCAAAUUGCCAUAUCCUCCAAAGCAACCGAUGCCUGUGUUGCAUGCUCCAAGAGUAUUGAGAAAUCUUGCGCUAGAUUUGAUGACAGAAGAUGGCAUUUGAAAUGCUUCAAAUGUUCGGCUUGUUCUAGAGUGAUACCACCUGAAGAGUUUGAAGUUACCAAGUUCGAUGCUCAAGAAUUAUCUGUUUUUUGUAAGGAUUGUGACCAUCCUGACGGUAUGGUUGGAUUUGAGCAUAUAAGCGAUUUGUCGCAAUUGGUUUACUUACUCCAUAUUGCAUUAUCUAGAUCACUGGCUGUCAUGAAAGUUGAUAUUGGCUCUAAAUUCCAACCGAAGAUUGAACAAAUCCCAGAAAACCAAGUUGUUCGACCAAAACGUCAAGCUUCUACAGCUUCUGCUCAUUCGAGAAUUGACGAAGCCAAAACAUCAGUUACUGAAAAUAACUAUUCCAAGACAAUAAGUGAUGUCACUAGAUUACGUACUAGACGACAAAGUCAAAAGCUUUCUAAUUCCAUCAAAAAGAAUGCAAGGAAGUCAGUUAUCUUAGAAGCACCAGUCGCAGAUAAAGCGAAAGAAGAUGAGGUUAACAUGAAUAGCUCCACGGUUGAUGAAAGUAUGAUUGAAGAAUUGUCUGAGGUAAGUGUGAGUACACCAGUAAUCCGAAACGACAGAAAGGCUAGUGCAGCAUCUCACUUAUCCUAUAUUGCUCUGCACAAUGAAAAUGAACACUUCAAUGUGAAGGCUGCCCUAAAGAUCCGCGAUGAACCCCAACGGCAAUUGACAAAUGGCCAUCUUGAUAGAACAUCCGACUUAUUAAAGAACGAAAAAUCUUUGACAUUGGAUGAUAUUCCCAGAAUUGUUGCAGCUGAGCAAGCAAGAGAUCAAAGACCUAAUGCAUUCAAGCAUCAUAAUUCAUUGUAUCAAAGACAAAAGCCCAUGGAUACAGUCAAGAAUGUCAACAAUAUGCCUGGGAAUAAUAAUGGAGGUAUAACACCAACCAAUGCAUUGGAGUCGAUCAUAAACGCUCCAUCAGCUCCGGUGUCUGCACCCAAGAGAUCUACUUACUAUUCAGAGUUAAGUAAAGAUGAGCAUUUCGUGAUGAGACACAUUGCUGUUGAAGCUUUAUUACACAUUACCGGAAACAAAUAUGUGAAGGAAGAAGUUCUUGCUUCAAUUCAGACCAAGAAGCAACCAACAUUUUGGGACAAAUUCAAGUUCGGCGGCCAGGAUAAACGUGAUAAAAAUAUGGCUGUUUUCGGCGUUGACUUACAAGAUUUGACCAAAAAGUACGGCGUUGAUUCUGAUUUGGGAGUUGGUCCUUCGAAAUUGAGAAUUCCUAUUGUUGUUGAUGAUGUGAUAAACGCAUUGAGACAGAAAGAUAUGUCUGUCGAAGGUAUCUUCAGAUUAAACGGUAACAUCAAAAAACUUAAAGAUCUUACUGAACAGAUCAACAAGAGCCCAUUGAAAUCUCCCGAUUUCAGUAGCCAGUCGGUAGUUCAAUUGGCAGCAUUGAUGAAAAAGUGGUUGAGAGAAUUACCCAAUCCGCUUUUGACUUUCAAUCUCUACGAUCUUUGGAUUUCGUCUCAAGCAGAGAAGAACUUAGUGAUACGUAAGAGAAUUCUACAAUUGGUCUACUGUAUGCUUCCAAGAAGCCACAGGAAUUUGGUUGAAGUCUUGCUUUACUUCUUCAGUUGGGUUGCUUCCUUCGCUGAGAUCGAUGAAGAAACUGGGUCCAAGAUGGACAUUCACAAUUUGGCAACGGUGAUUGCUCCCAACAUAUUAUUUGCGAAACAAGCUGCUGGAGCUGAAAGUACCCCGCAAUCCGGAGAAACUUACUUUUUGGCUAUCGAAGUAGUGAACCAAUUAAUAGAGAUCCACGAGGAGUUGAGUGUGAUUCCAGAGGAUCUUUUGCAGUUCUUCGAGAGGUGUGGUUUUAGUGGAUCCAAGUCCGAGAACUUGACCACCAAGGAGAUCAUGCAAAGGUUAGAGAAGGAAUCCAAGGAAGAUGCCAAUUUUUUCCGCAACUACGAGAAGCUUAGUGCACCGGACGUGGUGUCGAACCAAGUAGUCCACACCAACACCAUUUCUAGGGGCCACUCCAAGGUA
Suhomyces tanzawaensis NRRL Y-17324 is the source of this 3381-nucleotide messenger RNA. It is a transcript of the gene LRG1, whose product is annotated as Lrg1p. Lineage: Eukaryota; Fungi; Ascomycota; Pichiomycetes; Serinales; Debaryomycetaceae. The annotation marks the transcript as partial. Gene Ontology annotation, biological process: actin cytoskeleton organization; signal transduction. Gene Ontology annotation, cellular component: cytoplasm. The record is from RefSeq and is a predicted model, not a curated record. The transcript has a single exon.